Hyposmocoma kahamanoa is the source of this 2003-nucleotide messenger RNA. RefSeq names its product RING-box protein 2 (gene Roc2). Gene Ontology annotation, cellular component: nucleus; Cul5-RING ubiquitin ligase complex. Gene Ontology annotation, biological process: protein ubiquitination; ubiquitin-dependent protein catabolic process. The record is from RefSeq and is a predicted model, not a curated record. Bases 176 to 511 code for a protein of 111 amino acids. Lineage: Eukaryota; Metazoa; Arthropoda; Insecta; Lepidoptera; Cosmopterigidae. The transcript is spliced from 3 exons. Gene Ontology annotation, molecular function: ubiquitin protein ligase activity; zinc ion binding; cullin family protein binding.
GGGAAUUUUUUAACUUUGAUUUACAUCGUUGAAUAGAUAUGAAUAAUUUGACGCACGAGACCAUUCAAAAUGUGAAAGCUACCUUCGUAAACACUAAUCAUAAGUAAAUAAACAGUGUAAGCUGUUGUCUGGGUGCAGAAAUAAAGUUUUAGUGAUUUUUACGUUGUAAACGAGGAUGUCGGGAGAAGAUUGUGAUGCCACCGAUCGAGGUGAUAACGACGGGCAGAAGCUAGACAAGAUGUUCACUCUCAAAAAGUGGAAUGCCGUGGCGAUGUGGAGUUGGGAUGUGGAAUGCGACACUUGUGCUAUUUGCCGUGUCCAGGUUAUGGAUGCCUGCCUUCGUUGUCAAGGCGAAAGCAAGAAAGAUUCCUAUGGUAAACAAGAUUGCGUGGUAGUGUGGGGCGAAUGCAACCACAGCUUCCAUUUCUGCUGCAUGUCUCUAUGGGUGAAACAGAAUAACCGUUGCCCGUUGUGCCAGCAAGAGUGGUCCAUACAACGCAUGGGCAAGUAAAUGAAAAAUAAUGGGAAGGUGCAAUCUCAUUUGUAAAACGUCUAAAUCUUAACUGACCGCCACGGGUGACAACGGGCGCACCCGGACGCAUCUCCUACCACGGCGCGUAGCGCGAGCUCGCGCUUUUCAAGUUACCAACGCGUGACAAAUCCAAAAACAGGCAACUACGGACGACCACGGGCGCGCUCGGACGUCUCGCUUCCCACGGCGCGUUGGCGCCAGCUCGCGCCGCACGGCCCGUGGAGAGACGGGUCGUGGGAAGCCGCCUUUACGAAUGAGCAGUAGAAUUUAAUUAAUAUGAGCAGUAGAGCUUAAUUAAUAUGACUACUUCAAGUGUAAUUUGCUUACCUAUGAAAUAAACAUGAUUUGAAUUUGAAUUUCUAAACGCAAUUUAGGAGGAAUAAAAACGAUUAACUUUUUUCAGUCUGUGCUUUAAAUUCUGCGUACCUUUUGGUUCAUAACUUCAUAAUGACACAAAGCUUAUUUUCGAACAAUGUUUGGAAAUGAAUGAAAAAUGAGGCAUUAAAAUGUUGUCUCACUGAGCUGCGAUUUCUUUAGACCCGUCUAAAUAUAGCGAGUCGUCGAGUUACACGUGGCUUACAUACAUAAUUAGUAUGUCGAGUUACUUGCAUUCCGUUGUAACUAUUACGACUUACGUUUCUUUACUAAGUAAGAAUCAAUAGAUUUAAUAAAUACAAACAUAAUACAUUACAUAUGCUAAAGCCAUCAAUAUGCAUAGAGAGUAAAUUUUGGUACAAUUGGCCAGAAUAUAGCAUAACAAGACUACUUUUGUAUUUUUUUUAAAUCUGACUAUCAAUUCUUAACAUCAAACAGAAUCGUCCACAUAACUUCAGCCCCUUAUCACCCUGCUACAAACUGAGAAGCAGAUCGUUUUAUACAAACGAUCGAGAAGAAAUUAAAUGGGGAGAGUGCUACCCUUGUGCAGUAGAAACAGCCAUUGACGUUCGGAGUCUACGCCGUAUGAAAUAACGUUUAACUGUUACUUGCACACCAAACUACAUGUAGUGAGAAGAUACCCCCCAUACCUAACUACUACCCAGUUUACAGAAAAACAGGGAUUUCAAUCCUCGAGAUCGGAUGCCAAUUCGUAUCUAGGUAUACUUCAAACUGAAGAUUAGUUUAUCGUAAUAGCACGACGUCUCAGAAGGCUCCACUACGAAUUAAAUGAAUAAUGGUCUUGUACGGGUUCGCCACCUAGAUCAAAUUCUGGGGGGUCCACUGGUGACGAGUUUUGGAAUCGAGGCUAACGUAUGUCCGUAUUUUUAUACUUUUAUUUUGUCAUUCUAUUAUUUCUUCAUUGCAGUAGGUAUAAUAAGUUCACAUUUUUUUUCAGUUCAGGAUUUUACGUAUAUAAUUCAUUUGUAACCUACUUUUUUUUAAACAUAAGGACAGUUUUAUAUUAGUAUGGCUUUAAGAACAAUAAAGUUCGUGAAACAAAAAUAAUCCUUUGUUAAAUGAACAAUGAUAUUAC